AAAAUUGCUAAUAUUUGAGGAGGGUUCAGUUCUCGAUCUCUGCUUCGAUUAGUUGCCAUCGAGAAUGUCAGCCUCGUUUUCGUCGUCAACCUUGGCCGCUCCCGCUUCUUCUCCGAAGUUCGGCAAAUGGCCCGGAUCGGCACGAUCUCCUUCGAAUCGUCUGGUCCACUUCCGGCGAUCGUUUCCAACAAUCCUUGCAUCAGCCGGAAAUGCCUCUUCUUCUAUUGGCACUGGAACGAAAACUGAAAUGGAUGCUGUGUCUAGCUUUAGUGAGAUAGUUCCGGAUACAGUGGUUUUUGAUGAUUUUGAGAAGUUUCCUCCCACGGCCGCUACUGUUAGCUCUUCGCUCCUUUUAGGAAUUUGCAGCCUUCCAGACACCAGGUUCAAGAGUGCUGUAGAGAUUGCAUUGGCGAACAGCGAAUGUUACGAACAAGAGGAACCUAGUGACCGGAUGACCUGCUUCUUUAACAAGGCUCUAGUGAAUGUUGGUGCUGACUUGGCCGGAUUAGUCCCAGGUCGGGUGUCAACAGAAGUGGAUGCUCGUCUUGCUUAUGACACACGAGGCAUCAUUCAUAAGGUGCAUGAGCUGUUGCGGUUAUAUAAUGAGGCAGGGGUUUCUUCAGAGCGCCUCCUAUUCAAAAUUCCCGCGACCUGGCAAGGAAUUGAAGCUUCGAGGUUGCUUGAAGCUGAAGGAAUACAAACGCAUUUGACUUUUGUUUAUAGUUUCAUGAUUUUACAGGUAAUCAAAACAUACAACUAUAUCCACAAAUACGGAUACAAGUCGAAGCUGAUGGCUGCAGCAAUUCGCAAUAAGCAGGACUUAUUUGGCAUUCUUGGGGUUGAUUAUAUCAUUGCACCACUGAAGAUAUUACAAUCCCUAAAAGAAUCUGUCACAUUUCCUGAUGAGAAGUACUCCUACAUAAGGAGGCUAAGUCCAAGCUCUGCGAAAGAGUAUGAUUUCACCGACAAAGAGCUUCUGAAAUGGGAUCAAAGGAGCUUUGCUUCAGCAAUGGGACCCUGUGCCGAAGAACUUCUAGCUUCUGGACUUGAUGGUUAUGUUAAUCAAACUAGGCGUGUGGAAGAAUUAUUUGGGAAGAUCUGGCCGCUACCAUGUGUCUGAAGCCUGAGAAAAUAUUUCGUCCGGAUAACCAUCCACCGCAUGUCCGGACGGCCAACCACCGGGCGCCACAUCGUCAUACAUGUCAUUGGCGGGCGAAAUAAUAUCUAUUUGUGCUACUCAUACCUGAAGUCUUAUAGUUUAAUAGUGUGGCAAGAGCUUCAUUAUUCUCGUCUCCGGAAACAUGAAAACCUACUCUUUCUGCUAUAAAUGAGUGCAGUUGAGCUUCGUACUGUAUUGUUUAACUAUGCUAAUUUAAUUUGUUAUUGAGUUUGAGCUGAAUUUGAAUA
Messenger RNA from Phalaenopsis equestris, 1407 nucleotides. Its product is annotated as transaldolase-like. The record is from RefSeq and is a predicted model, not a curated record. Gene Ontology annotation, biological process: carbohydrate metabolic process. NCBI's taxonomy places the organism in Eukaryota, Viridiplantae, Streptophyta, Magnoliopsida, Asparagales, Orchidaceae. The transcript is spliced from 11 exons. Bases 65 to 1120 code for a protein of 351 amino acids. Gene Ontology annotation, cellular component: intracellular anatomical structure.